Messenger RNA from Durusdinium trenchii, 1314 nucleotides. Lineage: Eukaryota; Dinophyceae; Suessiales; Symbiodiniaceae. The record is from the annotation of a GenBank genome assembly.
AUGUAUGCAUUGCCUGGUGCACUGAGCCUUGGUGUUGAUGCUGAGACCAUAUCGUUCGAGGCGAUCCAGCUCUCAACGCAGGGCAGCGAGCGACAGCGCAAAGACAUUAUGAAAGUGUCGCAGCGGUUCGAGAUCCUGAUGCAGCAGCGUCGGCUCCAGCCCGAUGCUGCCAGCAUGACAGAUGGAGAUUUGUUGCAAUCCAUUGUGAGCAAGUUCAACAACUUCAAAGCCAACGUGACACCAGACUCACAGCUCAUCCACUUCCGAAGAUACAACCACUGGUGGGCCCUCAACGCCAAGAAAGUCAAAGUUACCUGUGCUAACUUGGCCCAUGACUAUCGUGAAGCUGUGGCAUUCAACUUGAAGAAGAAUAAGGUCAACAACAAGUUUGGUGAGGCUGACAUAACCAGAACUCACCACCUGGGCUAUUGCGACUUGUCGAAGAUGGGCCGUUUAACGGCAUUGAAUAUCGACCAAGUCUCCAGGUGGGCAAAAGGAGUUCUGGACAUGAAUCCAGACUUCAGUGUUCUCAACGGAUUGCGCGGCGAGUUCCGGCGGAUAGAGGAUAAGUUCAUGUCGAUGGGGAUGGAACUCAAGUCGGACAAAGAAGAAACAGCUCAGUGGGUUGCUGCCCCAGCCACACUGAAGGCGAUUUUGGAUGGAUGCCUUUCCAGAGUUUCGACCCUGAAGGGUCAGGCCCUGAUCGUGCAUCACCAAAGCCUCUACGAUGCCCAGUUCGAGCGUGUGGUCUUGGAGUUGCAAAGCGAGUUGUCGGACAAUUGCCAUGUGUGCUUGUACGCGGAAACGGAGAACCCAACAAUCUUCCAGUACGCGGUGACUCAGGUGAAAGACAAAUUGCUUGAGGACUGGAAGGCAUCAAGGGGGCUGAUGGCAGCAAUCACCCCAAAGUUCCUGGCAGAGGCAGACCUGUCGGAUGUUCCACAGCCUCGUCGACCGACCCUUCGACUACGCUCAAUGAAUGACAAUGGACACCUUCAGAUUCCGGAGGCAGAGCGAAAACGAUGGCUGGAAGACCCUGUGCGCAGUGAUUUGGAAGCGUUGUGCAUAAUUUUACAUGUUUUUCGUAGUAGAACAAAUUUGACACAACAAAAUCUUAGUGGUUCACCACCAUCUAAGAUUCAGACUGGCGCACCCGUCUCAAGAACUUCGACUCUGUCUUCGAGGUGGUUUCGAAUCCCGAGACGGCUCCAGCCCCAUGUCCCAACAACAAUGCUGAGAACAUGGACUUGGGGGAGACAAGGGAUGAGAGCACAACAACAGUUGCUUCUUCUGGUGAAGCCCCUCCCUCAAUGA